AGGGAGCGGCAAAAGGUUCCUGCGCGAGGGAGUUGUGUGAGAGCCAGCGACAAUGGUGUCAGGAUCAGGGAUCUGCGCAAAGAGGGUGGUGAUCGAUGCUCGUCACCACAUGUUGGGUCGUCUGGCCUCUAUCGUGGCCAAGGAGCUCCUCAAUGGCCAGAGGGUCGUUGCGGUGAGGUGCGAGGAGAUCUGCAUCUCUGGUGGCCUCGUGAGGCAGAAGAUGAAGUACAUGAGGUUCCUUCGCAAGCGUAUGAACACCAAGCCUUCCCAUGGGCCCAUCCACUUCCGUGCUCCAAGCAAGAUCUUCUGGCGCACUGUUCGUGGAAUGAUACCCCACAAGACAAAGCGUGGAGCAGAAGCACUUGCUAGGUUGAAGGUUUAUGAGGGUAUUCCCCCUCCAUAUGACAAGAUGAAGAGGAUGGUUGUCCCUGAUGCUCUGAAAGUAUUGAGGCUUCAAAAAGGACACAAAUACUGCUUGCUAGGAAAAUUGUCAUCCGAGGUCGGAUGGAACUACUAUGACACUAUCAGGGAGUUGGAGAAGAAGAGAAAGGAGAGGGCUCAAUUGGUUUAUGAGAGGAAGAAGCAGCUCAACAAACUGAGGGUGAAAGCUGAGAAGAUCGCAGAGGAAAAGCUUGGUCCCCAACUUGAAAUCCUUGCUCCCGUUAAGUACUGAGUUGUCAAUUUUAGGUAGUUUUUCUGAAGUUUUGGCGAGAGUUAUACCAUAUUGAACUCUUCAUUUUUGUUGCUUGUACCUUGUGUUAGACUCCUACUCUGUUACAUCUUGAAAGCUGUUUUUAUUUAUAUUUUAGAGUUACCUAUGUCGUUUAGAUGUUUUAUUGUCUUCAAAUGAGCUGCUUGUGGUUUUGCUUACAAGGAAUGAAUCUUUAUAACCUGAAUGCUUCUCAUCA
Neltuma alba is the source of this 908-nucleotide messenger RNA. RefSeq names its product 60S ribosomal protein L13a-4. The record is from RefSeq and is a predicted model, not a curated record. Gene Ontology annotation, biological process: translation; negative regulation of translation. The transcript has 4 exons. Gene Ontology annotation, cellular component: cytosolic large ribosomal subunit; ribosome. NCBI's taxonomy places the organism in Eukaryota, Viridiplantae, Streptophyta, Magnoliopsida, Fabales, Fabaceae. The coding region runs from base 53 to 673 and encodes 206 amino acids. Gene Ontology annotation, molecular function: mRNA binding; structural constituent of ribosome.